GGUUUGAUCCAUUUUUCUGACACGGGUCGUCGUAGCAAAGGCAGGCGUUUAAUCGCUACUUAUCAUCAGGACAGCACGUGAUGUCGGCGGCGGUGGUGCCCUGGGGUCUGGGAUCGAGGGUCAUCACUGGCGUCACCAAGGCAAAGAACAGACAGACGUGCACUGCCGACCCUAGUUGCCAAUCUUCUUCCAUCAGUUUUGAAGAACGUGGCACCCCACUAAUCACACCUGCCACUGUCGAGGAAGACAAACUACCGUUCGGUGGGGAAGGGGAGCAAAUGAAUAGUGAAUGCAGACCGUGGCAGGUAAAGGACAAUUCAAGUGAAACUUUCUCCUCCUCUGACCGCAUUAAUCGCCCUACCGAGGGGAUGAAGGCAGGCAGCAUCGUGCCAAGAGGCUCUGUUGAAUGUCCAGGAUCUCAGUCGGGCAGCUCUUACCCAGAUAUGGAGGUUUAUGGUGGAUACUUGAAGCCUCUGUACCAAGACGGGGAUGUGAUAUUGGAAGUAGAAUGUGGUGGAAACAAUGGCCUGCUUUAUCUGUCCAAGUUAUGCCAGGGAUCCAAAGGGCCGUGUAUCUUCUUCCGGGACAUGUGGCUCACUCCGAAUGAGUUCCAGUACGUGAGUGGGCGAGAAACGGCCAAGGACUGGAAGCGGAGUAUCAGGCAUCACGGGAAGAGCAUGAAACUGUUGUUGUCCAAGGGGAUCUUAGCUGUCCACCCACCGGACUGUGACUGUAAAGGUUGUAGAAUCAGCUCUCCGGUGGUAAGUAGUUCAUCUAAAUUAACCUAG
Limulus polyphemus (Atlantic horseshoe crab) is the source of this 788-nucleotide messenger RNA. RefSeq lists its product as uncharacterized. The transcript has a single exon. The coding region runs from base 81 to 788 and encodes 235 amino acids. The record is from RefSeq and is a predicted model, not a curated record. Lineage: Eukaryota; Metazoa; Arthropoda; Merostomata; Xiphosura; Limulidae. Gene Ontology annotation, biological process: positive regulation of transcription by RNA polymerase II. Gene Ontology annotation, molecular function: DNA-binding transcription activator activity, RNA polymerase II-specific; RNA polymerase II cis-regulatory region sequence-specific DNA binding.